UAUGCCAUGAUAGUGGCUGCCCUAUAAUUGGAAUAUUUCUUGUGGACAUAUUCUGGAUGGAGAAUCUUGUAUGUUCUGUGCAAGAGUAUGGGAAGCAUCAGCCUCAUCUUCCCACUCAGGAUCCUCAGUCUGAGAUCAGGAACUGAAAGGAUGGCCACCAGUGAGCUAGCUGUAGGAGGGAUCUUCUUGUCUCAGACUGUGAUUGGCCUUCUGGGGAAUUUUUUUGUUCUCUACCACUAUCUGUUUCUUUACCUCGUAGGAUACAGGUUAAGGUCUACAGACUGGAUUCUAAUGCACUUGACUGUAGCCAACAUCUUAACUCUACUGUGUAAAGGAGUACCACAAACAGUUGCAGCCUUUGGUACAAAAGACUUCCUCAAUGAUACUGGAUGCAAACUGGUUUUCUCCUUUCACAGAGUUGGCAGGAGUGUGGGUGUUGGCAGCACUGCCUUCCUCAGUGUCUUCCAGGCUAUCACCAUUGGGCUCAGGAACUCCAGAUGUUCAGACCUUAAAUUAAAAACACAAAAGUACAUUUGUUAUUCUGUGUACCUGAGCUGGCUCCUUUACUUUCUUAUAAGCAGUGUAAAUAUUAUUCACAUGAGGGCAAAAUACAGCAAUGAAAGCACCACAAACCUAAAAUCUUUUCUAUACUGCUAUUGGGACUGUCGUGAUAAAACCAGAGACAUGUUGUAUGCAGCAUUGCUGUCAACUCCAGACAUUAUUUUUCUAGGACUCAUGUUGUGGGCCAGCAGCUAUAUGGUUCUUAUCCUGUAUAGGCACAAACAGAAGAUGCAGCAAAUGCCCAGGAACAAGGUGACCUCAAAAUCUUCCCCUGAGUCCAGAGCCACCAAAACCAUCCUUCUUCUGGUUAGUACCUUUGUUUCUUUUUACACUCUCUCAUCCCUCUGUCAAUUCUUUGGUACUUUAUUGUACAAACCCAGCUGGUCUUUGGUGAAUGUGACUGCAUUGGCCUCUCUGUUCUUCCCUACUUUUUGUCCCUUUCUGCUUAUGAGUCAUGACUUUCGAGUGUCCAGCUUUUGCUUACCUUCAACAAGGAAUUGA
Molecule: messenger RNA, 1062 nt
Organism: Acomys russatus (golden spiny mouse)
Lineage: Eukaryota; Metazoa; Chordata; Mammalia; Rodentia; Muridae
Product: vomeronasal type-1 receptor 4-like
Exons: 1
Coding region: 88-1062 (324 amino acids)
Biological process (GO): G protein-coupled receptor signaling pathway
Cellular component (GO): membrane
Molecular function (GO): pheromone receptor activity
Source: RefSeq, a predicted model, not a curated record